Messenger RNA from Exophiala mesophila, 1605 nucleotides. RefSeq lists its product as uncharacterized. The transcript has a single exon. Lineage: Eukaryota; Fungi; Ascomycota; Eurotiomycetes; Chaetothyriales; Herpotrichiellaceae. Gene Ontology annotation, molecular function: mRNA binding. The coding region runs from base 312 to 662 and encodes 116 amino acids. Gene Ontology annotation, cellular component: cytoplasm; ribonucleoprotein complex; nucleus. The record is from RefSeq and is a predicted model, not a curated record.
CAUCAUCAAUCUUUCAAAAAGUAGCUGCCGUCCUCUACUUCCAGCUAUUCGCCCUCCUCCUUAUCUUCCCUGUGUUGUUGCAAUAGUCGACAUCUCGUACUUUUCGGCUGCUCUUGCUUCGACGGCAGAUCCUUCACAGACCCCCGCAGACUCUUCCACCAAAGCCUACAGUAUCAGAAUUCCGCCUCUUCUCGACCCAGCCCAAAGAAUCCUGCAUUGUCCUCUGCCUCCGGAGUCGAUCGAGCCCCUCCCACCUGCCCUCUGUCUCUCCCACUAGACCUUCAUACCAAGUUUCCCCGCCUAAUCUCAUCAUGUCCCGCAACAACAAACUCGCCCCGGAAGCGAAUCGAAUUCUUUUCGUCAAGAACCUCGCCUAUAACAUCGAUACACCCGCCCUUUUCGACCUGUUUGGUAAGUUCGGAUCCAUUAGACAGAUCAGAGCCGGCACCUCAAACACUACAAAAGGAACGGCAUUCGUUGUCUAUGACGAUGUCCUCGAUGCGAAGCAGGCUUGCGACAAGCUCAAUGGGUUCAAUUUUAUGAAUCGCUACCUUGUGGUUUUAUACCAUCAACCUGAGAAGAUGAAGGUUGAGGUCAAGGAAGAUCUUACAGCAAGACAAGAAAAUCUGGAGAGAAUCAAAAAAGAGCAUGGCAUUGAGUGAAGGGUUGUAUUUGUCAUGAAUGUCGAUAUUAUGAAGUGGUGACGAUGAUGCAAACCACUUUGUAUCAGUCUUGUAUCUCUGAGAUGCAAGACAUUUUCGCCAGUCUGGGACUGCUUGUCCAUCGCAUUCAUUCUGGGCACAAAGGUCAUACCUACCCACAAGCAGUUUUCUCGAAGGUGAAGGCUCCAACACACCAGCAGGCCUGGAGGCUGUGAGACAACGCUGUGCGAAUGCAUGAUCCACCGCCACGGUGAAGACGCCACGAGACAUGGACAUGGAGCUUGCUGGUCUUUCCAAUACAGAGGAAGAGACGGCACACACACACACGAGAGUAAGCUUUUGCCUAGGCUCAAUUGCCUGCACGUCUCAAGAGUGAGAUGCUUUUGUCCGAAUGCCAUGCGAUAAGGCAGCAUGUCGGCCUUCGGCAGGGUCUCUUCGUUUACAAUGUGCAUAGCUGCCGUACAAAACUCUGGCGCCUCAUCGUUCGCGAAAUGGAACUGCCUCACAGAACUGUCCACUCUACGUUGAACAAGAGCACGAGCUCAAGUCUGUCCCAACGGUCGUACAUGGUGCUCCAGAUAGUAAUACGAAAACGUCGGUGGGCAGGCAGUAUUUCAGGGGAGAUGGGAGCGGUUCGACAUCAAGUCGAAGACUGCCACGAGCACGGCGAGGCAUCCACUCGGGGAUCUUGGGCGAAUGCGACCUGUCACACCGUUUAGUCCGAUCUCAUACGGGGCUCUACGGGGAAAUAUCCCAGUACGGGGAAGCGAGGCUCUGGUGCAACAAUGUUUGCACGAACGGUCAUCUUGGGAAGUUCAGGACUUGGCUUUCGACCCAUUACAUGUUAGGCAUCAAUCAACCGGGGCCGAGGUCUGGUAGAUUAGCAACGGACCUACAUACCUACUUUUUUACAGUAGUAUGAAUUGCGAAGUGAUUUGUGUAA